CUUCAGUAGUUCAGUGUAUAUUCGAUUCAAUUUUCUUCAAUCCUUGUAUAUUUUCUGUUGUCAUCAACACAUUUCAAGUGAAAUUAUUGAUUGAUCUCGCAAGAAUUAAUCAAAAAAUGUCUGUGCAAGAGUAUCUAGACAAGCACAUGCUCUCCAGAAAAAUCGAAGACGCUGUUAAUGCAUCCGUCAGAGCCAAAACUCCCGAUCCCGUUCUAUUCAUCUCGAAUCACAUGAGAAAAGCGGUUCCGUCAGUGAUAACGAAGAUAAACGCGAGACAGAUACUGGAUAGCAGAGGAAUUCCGACUGUUGAAGUUGAUUUGUUUACUAAUAAAGGCAUGUUUCGUGCUUCUGCUCCUAGCGGCGAUAUUACCGGCAUGUAUGAGGCUAUUGAACUUCGUGAUGGGGAUAAAGGAACAUAUCUUGGUAAUAGUGUGACAAGAGCUGUUAAGAAUGUUAAUGAGAAAAUAUCUGAAGCAUUGAUUGGUAUGGAUCCAACACUUCAGUCACAAAUUGAUCAGGCCAUGAUUGACUUGGACAAAACUGAGAAGAAGGGUGAACUUGGAGCAAAUGCUAUAUUAGCUGUGUCGAUUGCUGCAUGCAAAGCUGGGGCUGCUGAAAAGGAGGUUCCACUUUACAAACACAUUGCUGAUCUCUCUGGAAAAACUAACAUGACUCUUCCUGUCCCUGCCUUCACCAUUAUAAGUGGUGGUAAACAUGCAGGGAAUCAUCUUGCUUUUCAGGAAAUUAUGAUUCUUCCAAUUGGUGCCAGUAGAUUUUCUGAGGCACUGCAGAUGGGUUCUGAAACCUAUCAUCAUCUGAAGGCUGUUAUUACAGAAAAAUACGGUGAGCAGGGUUGUAAUGUUGGUGAAGAUGGUGGUUUUGCUCCUAAUAUUUCAAGUAUUCAUGAAGGCUUGGAUCUAGUUAAAGAGGCCAUCAGCAGAACAGAGUAUAAUGACAAAAUAAAAAUAGCGAUUGACGUUGCCGCUACUGCUUUUUGUAUAGGUACCAAGUAUGAUUUGGACUUCAAAUCUCCAAAUAAGUCGGGGCAAAAUUUCAAGUCAGGAGAGGAUAUGAUUGAUAUGUACAAAACUCUAUGUACAGAGUACCCAAUAGUCUCAAUCGAAGAUCCAUUUGACAAGGAGGACUGGGAACACAUCAAAUAUUUUUCAAGCCUUGGACUAUGCCAGGUAGUAGGAGAUCGAUUGUUGAUGUCAAAUCCAAAACGCAUUGAGAGAGCAAUAGUUGAGUCCACUUGUAAUGCUCUUCUUCUCAAGAUAAACCAGAUUGGGACAGUAACAGAGGCUUUAGAAGUUGUGAAGCUAGCAAAAGACGCUCACUGGGGAGUAGUGGCAUCUCACAGGAGUGGGGAAACAGAUGAUUCUUUCAUAGCUGAUUUAUCUGUCGGCCUGGCCACUGGUCAGAUCAAAGCAGGUGCUCCUUGCAGGGGAGAGCGACUAGCAAAAUACAACCAGUUGCUUCGAAUCGAGGAAGAACUUGGUGAUCAAGCAAUAUACACCGGAGAAGAUUGGAGACUCACCUGAGAUAGGCUUAAGGUUUUUUCCUGACAAUUCUUUCGUACUGCUUGAGGCAUCACAAGUAAAUAUUCAGUUACACUGAGUAAAUCGAUAUUCCGAUUCAACAUUUUGAGGCUACCUUUUUGGCUUUGAGUGAAUGCAUGUGGCUCUUUUCAGAAAAACAUGGCGAAGAAUUUGUAGUUAAAUGUGCAAGAUCCGUUGAGAGGUAAUUUUUGUCCAGUUUUAAAUUGAUGGCAUAAAUUUCAUCAUGGAUUGAUGUUCAUAUUGGAUUGAACUUUCUCCAGUUUCUCGUAGAUUUGUUGUAUGGUAGUGCAAAAACCUGAAUAUUUUGGUAAAUUGAUCCAGUGUUGGUUGUA
Molecule: messenger RNA, 1891 nt
Organism: Mercurialis annua (annual mercury)
Lineage: Eukaryota; Viridiplantae; Streptophyta; Magnoliopsida; Malpighiales; Euphorbiaceae
Product: cytosolic enolase 3
Exons: 13
Coding region: 117-1541 (474 amino acids)
Biological process (GO): glycolytic process
Cellular component (GO): phosphopyruvate hydratase complex
Molecular function (GO): phosphopyruvate hydratase activity; magnesium ion binding
Source: RefSeq, a predicted model, not a curated record